Messenger RNA from Aplysia californica (California sea hare), 432 nucleotides. RefSeq lists its product as uncharacterized. The transcript has 4 exons. The record is from RefSeq and is a predicted model, not a curated record. Bases 70 to 432 code for a protein of 120 amino acids. NCBI's taxonomy places the organism in Eukaryota, Metazoa, Mollusca, Gastropoda, Aplysiida, Aplysiidae.
CUCUCUCCCUCCCUCCCAUCAACAAGACGGCGUUAGUUGUGUUUCCUUCAUGCUGUUCUACUCUGGAAGAUGGGCACCGUGGGAUGGACAUUCCCUCCCGUCGUCCUCUUACUAUGUCAGGUACUAAGCCAAGUCCUGAUGCAAGGGGGCGCUAAUCUGCCCAACGACCUUUACCCCUUGACCCCUAGCAUGUCCUUGACCUCUGACACAAACAGCUCAAACUAUGACGUGGUGAUCGACGAACUCAGUCAAGACUUCAGGAUCUCGCUUGAGACUCCCGAACUGCAGAAGCCAAGUUUUACACAACCCAUCUACCUCAACCACCCCGGGUACCCUGUGCAUGGCAAGGAAAGUGCAGUUCAGGACGGAGAUCACCAUGGUAAGAUCUUUCCAACAAACGCAACAUUCUUCAGCACGCUGGAUGCCGGAUAG